AUGGCAUCUUUAGUCAGCUUGGAGGAAACACUAGAACGUUUUUGGGCAAUAGAAGAGCUACCCAGCCGUCAAAUUUAUUCUGAAGAGGAGCUCGCUUGUGAGAAAUACUUUGUGGAAACUACAUCCAGUGCUCCUGAUGGUCGAUAUGUGGUUCGUUUGCCUCGUAGUACGCACUUCGAGGAGAUGGUGGGACAAUCUGAGGACACCGCAUUUCGUCGGUUCAAAGCCCAUGAACAUCGGUUGAAUAGCGAUCCAGAGCUGAAAAAAGAAUACCAUCAGUUCAUGAAGAAGUACAUCGAUCUGGGUUAUAUGCGUGAGAUUACCCGAAAAGAAGCGUCCGAAAUUAAAGGUUAUUUCCAGCCUCAUCAUCACGAUACUAAGGAAUCCAGUACUACCACAAAGAUUCGGGUUGUGUUCGAUGCUUCAGCGAAAACUUCCUACGGAUACUCUUUGAACGAUGCACUAUUGCCCUAUCGUCAUCCGUGGGAAGAUGCUUCUUCAGAACUUGUGGUUGCAAUCAUGUGGUUGGAAUGA
Molecule: messenger RNA, 534 nt
Organism: Uranotaenia lowii
Lineage: Eukaryota; Metazoa; Arthropoda; Insecta; Diptera; Culicidae
Exons: 2
Coding region: 1-534 (177 amino acids)
Source: RefSeq, a predicted model, not a curated record